Hyaloperonospora brassicae is the source of this 1122-nucleotide messenger RNA. NCBI's taxonomy places the organism in Eukaryota, Oomycota, Peronosporomycetes, Peronosporales, Peronosporaceae. The record is from the annotation of a GenBank genome assembly.
AUGCGUGCACGCCGCCUCGCGUUCUUGAUCUUCGUGUUUGUGGCCGAUAUCUCGCUCGAUGUCGCUGCUAUAGACCUGAGCAGCACGCCCCGUUUGAAAGCAACUACACCCCUUGCAAGAAAAGUAACAAACCUCUACAAUGCAGCUAUGAACAACCACACAGUUGCCGAGCAGGACAACGAGGAAAGGGGACGUUGGACACCGAACAUCUUUCGUGGAUGGUUUGGGUCGAAGACUAGCGACUCAGCCCUUCGCUACACCCAGUUGCCUGCUACACUAGAGAGUGCUGAGCAUGCUAAGUUUACGGAGUGGGUGAAGAAGUAUGGCAUCCGAGAGGAAGAAAGCGGCAAGGGGGUGGCUCAAAAUAGUCGCUUGUUGGAUGAUGAUGAUGAUGCGCAAGUCGCCGUCACAAUGCGCCUAGUCGAGAAUAGUCUCGUUGACAUGAAGAACAACAAGGCAUCGACCGACGUUCAGCUACGAUUCUUUGAAUGGCUUCGAGAAAGACCCGCCACGGAACGUCACGCUCAUAAUUUCCUGCGAUUGUACUGCAAGGAAAACGUAGUGGCAACGCAAGAAAUUUUCAAGAUGUGGCGUGAGAAGGGCGUGCAUCCCGACAAGUUAUUCGACAUUGUCCGCCCGUGGGACAAUGGAAUAGAACUGUGGCUUAGUUACACCAAGCAGUUCUUAGUGUCGUAUGAAGAUGUUAAGACGUACGUCGUCAGGGUGGCCGAUGACAUUGUGAAGACUUGUCCGAACGACAAACUCCUGGAUUAUGCCCAUGAGUUUGAAGAAGUGCACAAUAAGUACCUCGUCGACUUUGCCUGGGCGAUGCAAAAAAGGUUUUUUGGUCGCAUGAUCGACGAAGGUGUCAAACCUUCAAAAGUCGGAUGGAAAUUCUUAAGUGGUGGUGGAAUUAUGCCCUCGGAGAGUGACGCCAAGUUCCGCAUUUUCAGAAAAUACACCGAACAGUUUGCAGCUGAUAAAGAUGCAAAGCAUGCAGCUGAUGAAGAUACAGGGCAUGCAACUGCUGAACGUAUCAGGUAUGUGGACAUAGCGAGAGAUUGCUUUAAACCUAAUACUCUGAAAGCAUUGAGAGAUGGUGUGAAAGAGGUGGAAUUGUGA